AUAACGUCAUUUAGGUAGAGACAGGAGCAAAGUGAGAGCUGCUGAAAGGGAAGCAAGAGUCGGGAUUUGUCAAACUGCAGAUAUGAGUUAGACUCUGCAGUAGAUUUUUUUUUUUUUGUUAAAUCUCUCCAUGUUCGCAGACCAGUCCGAAACAAACUGGCCGUGAACGCAUCACGGCGAAAAGAUUCCCGACUCACUUUUAUUGUUAUUCUUUCGAUCAUCACUUGGUUUUGUUUUAGCUCAACUUUUCCACCCCACACAUGGAGUCUGCAGAUUCUCAGCGGGGACGGGACAGUGGCAGUCUGAGGCGUUCCCCCCUCGACGUCCUCAUGAGUCAGAUCCGCAGGAAACGCUCGGCCUCGGACAGGAAGCCGUUGGGACGCUUCCUGUCCUGGUCCUCAGACCGGACAGGGAUCUCUGAGGAUGCAGAGACAGAGGGACGGGAGGAGAGGGGACAGAGGGAAGGUGUCUCUGACGGAGCAGAGAGCGGGCGCGACGUCGGCUGGGGUCGAGUGUGUGUUUUCCUGCAGAGGUUGGGGAAGAAAGCGGACAGCAGGAGCCUUAGCCUGGCUCACUGUGACCUCACUGCUACAGACCUGCUGGAGCUAGCCACGUUGCUUCAGUUUCUCCCUCAGCUGGAGGAGUUGGACGUCUCCUGGAACGAGCUGAUCGGUGGAUGUCUGAGAGCGCUGACCUCUCAUCUUCAGCAUGUGGGUGGAGUCCGCGUCUUAAAGCUCUGCAGCUGUAGGUUGAACGCUGAUGACAUCACUGCUCUAGGUGAGGCUCUUGCUUUCAUGCCUCACUUGGAGAUCCUGGAUUUGUCCUGGAACAGCGGUGUUGGGGGUGGCACAUUGCAAGGUCUGCUGGGUAAUCUUCAGCCAUCACUGAGGGAGCUCCACCUAGUGGCCUGUCAGCUCACAGAAGCUGAUGCUACUGCACUGGGAGGAAAGGUCUCAUCUCUGCCCUCGCUCUGUGUGUUGGACAUCUCCUCUAAUCCUCAACUCUCACAGGGCGUUAAUGGCGGUGGAUUCAUGCAGCUCGCCUCUUCUUUAUCUCACGCAACCUCCCUCACAACGCUCCGACUUCAGGCCUGUGGUCUGACAGAAGACAGCCUUGAUGCUCUUGGUGGUACGCUCCACUGCUUCACCUCACUGCGAGAGUUGGACCUGUCCUGCAACAAAAGUCUGUCUGGAGGACUUGACCGCCUCACUCUUUACCUGGCUCACCUUACACACCUGGAGAGCCUCGACCUUCACAUGUGUCGCCUCACCCACGCUGACCUGGAAGCCCUGAUCCAGGUGCUCCCCUCUCUGACUGGGCUGACUGAGCUCGACGUGUCCUCCAAUAAGGAAGCAGGGGGCGUAGUCCACCCGCUGGUCUCCGCCCUCCCUCUGACACAGAUGAGGCGUUUUCCUCUCAACAGCUGCAGCCUGAAUGAGGAGUCCUUUACUGCCUUUGCCUUGGCCGUGCCGUCCCUGCGCAGUGUGGAUGUCUCCUGGUGUAAAGUGGUUGGUGGGCGUUUAGCCCUGCUUCUGGAUGCUUUGCAGCCGCCAGUCAUCCUCGAGCUCUAUCUCAGCAGCUGUGAGCUCACCACAGAUGACAUAUGUAACCUCGCUGCAGUGUGCAGACGCGGCUCUCUGUCUUCUCUACGGGUGUUGGAUCUGUCCUAUAACGGCUCUGCAGCUGAUGAAGGCUGGUCUGCUCUGUUUGCAGCGGGAGGUCUGGGCUCGCUGGAGGAAGUCGACCUCAGCCUGCGACCAUCAACCUCUGCUCCGUGCUCAGCCUGGCUUCCAGCGCUGCUCUGUGCGCUGCCUCAUCUUCCUGCGCUGACUCGCCUGGCGCUGCAGCGGUGGACGAUGAGCUCUCAAGAGAGACAGCAGCUGAACCACAGCCUGAGGAAGAGGAGCAUCCGGCUGGAGUGGGACCCUCCAAGUAAUGAUGUGAUGUCAUUGUUUAAGGCGACCAAUCAGGAGAGUCCAGAGGAGAGUCAGCCUGAGGAGUAGGAAAUCUAAAUCUUGAACAAAAUCUGAAAUCAUGAGUCACUAAUGAAUGUCACCUUAUUUCUAAAAAUCAACCAGCACUUUUUACUGCACUCUGAGAUUCAGACAAAACACUGACCCUUCAACCAUUAUCACACCUUGGAUCUUUUUUUCUUGGAUCUCCAAAUCUUGAAAAUUUAGGGCAUGAUAAAACAAACUAUUACUUAAAAAAGGGUUCCUUCUCAAGAAAGUCAAUGAAAAUGUAUGUUGUUGUUUUUUGCCCUAAUAUUGAUCAAUAUCUGAAACAUAUUCAGUAAAAAAUGGUUUUCCUUUUUAAAAAUGUAACAUUUAGAUGAACCACAACAUCACAUGAAGCAAUACAGAACACAACAUCUUCCCACAGAAGGGAAACUUUAGACACUUUAGACUGAUGAAUUCUGUAAGCUAAAUACAAUUCUCUCGUGUUUUCUAGAGAUAUGUGAAAUCAUGUUAAUUGUAGAUGGAUGACGACAGACUUUGAACGCUUGUUGCAAAGUUUAUAAAAAAUAUAAACAUAUGACAGAAAAGAUGUGUUUUAUAAUAUGGUAUUAAUAAUAGCAAUAAUAUCGCCAGUGUUUGGGAAAGAUUUUCAAAGGACAUUGCCAAUGAAAAUGGAGAAUGUGAGAGGGAAAAAGGUCGACAUUUAAUCUCUGCAGUUUACAUCAUAGACCUUUAAAUCUAUGCACUGAAUAUUUAAAUGUAAAUGAGAUAUGAUGAAAAUAUUGUGUGCACCUUUAAUUAAACUUUCUCUGGUGAAGCAG
Molecule: messenger RNA, 2779 nt
Organism: Labrus mixtus (cuckoo wrasse)
Lineage: Eukaryota; Metazoa; Chordata; Actinopteri; Labriformes; Labridae
Gene: lrrc31
Product: leucine rich repeat containing 31
Exons: 10
Coding region: 261-2003 (580 amino acids)
Molecular function (GO): protein binding
Source: RefSeq, a predicted model, not a curated record